Centruroides sculpturatus (bark scorpion) is the source of this 2364-nucleotide messenger RNA. Its product is annotated as patched domain-containing protein 3-like. The record is from RefSeq and is a predicted model, not a curated record. NCBI's taxonomy places the organism in Eukaryota, Metazoa, Arthropoda, Arachnida, Scorpiones, Buthidae. The transcript is spliced from 4 exons. Bases 1 to 2364 code for a protein of 787 amino acids. Gene Ontology annotation, cellular component: membrane.
AUGAGAAUAUCGACUAAAGAAGAUUAUUUUAACGUCAUAGUUGCAGAUAGUGGAAAGAUUUUUGAUACUAAGUUAUUCGUAGAAAGUACUUUUUCCUAUAAUUCACAAGAAUUCUCUGAUCAGAUUAGAGCACCUGAUAUUAACUUUGGAUUUUUAACAUAUAUAAUGAGAAAAGAUGAAGGAAAUAUGUUCGAUAAAAAUGUUCUUUCUGAUGUAAGAUUAAUCGAUGAAGUCAUACAAAACGUAACAGUUGACAGUAAUGGAAAGCAAAUUCAUUAUCUUGAUAUUUGCUCCUUGAACAACAAUAAAUGUUUCCAAAACCCGAUCAUUGAGGUGAUGUCAGAAGUGGGUGUGAACUCUUUACUUCAGAAAAGAAAGAAGUUGAAAUAUCCAAUUGACAUAGAUCUAUUGUCUUUUACCUAUAAAAUUUACUUUGUAAAUUUGGGUGGAGUAACUUUGGAUAAUGAUAAUUUCGUGGAAAAUUUUAAUGCCGUGAUGUUAUAUUAUUCAACAGACGAAAAAAAUGAAAAACACAAAGAAUUGUUUGAUAAAUGGUCGUUCGCAGUUUACGAUAGGAUUCAAAAAUGCAAUUUUACCUACGUAAAGGUUUUUCCAAACUCGAAGUUUUUUGUUAAGAAAGAGUUUGGGAAUCAAGUAAAUAGAACAAAGCCUAAAAUAGGAGGGUUAGUAGUGUUUAUGAUUAUAUUUUCAAUAUUGUUCUGCAUGAGCAAUAGUUGGGUGAGAAGUAAACCCGUUCUUGGUGUAGCCAGUGUCAUAUCGGCUGGAUUAGCGGUUGUCUCUUCUUUCGGAUUAAUGUCGGCGUUAGGUAUAGAAAACAUUUCGUGGAAUGCCACAAUUCCAUAUCUAGUGCUUGUAACUGAGAUAGAUGAUGCAUUCGUACUGAUAGGAUGCUGGAGAAUCACAAAUCCCAAGCAGAAUGUCGAGAAACGCAUGGAAGCGACAUAUUGUGAAGCGGGGAUUUCCAUCACGUUGACGUCACUCACCAACUUCAUUUCUUAUUGCAUCGGAAUGAUGAGUCCAUUUCCAGUUGUUAGAAUAUUCUGUUAUUAUACAGCAACUUGCAUCGUAUUCACUUUUCUGUAUCAGAUGACGUUUUUCGGGGGUUGCCUGGCGUUAAGUGGAUACAGAGAAGAACGUUAUACUCGUUCUGUGGUAUGUUUUACAGGAGAAGAAUUCGAAGAAAACAGAACGAAAAAUAACGAAUUCGAAGAUGAAGCAGCGAUGGCAUUUUUUAGAGAUGUACUAGGAAAGCUAUUGUCAAAUCCAAUAGUAAAAAUAAUUGUUGGGUUAAUCUAUGUUAUUAAUUUAUCUAUCGGAAUUUUGGGUGCUCAUUCCAUUACACAUGGCAUUAAGUUUGAAAAUUUAUUUUCCAAAGGAUCUGUACUUCAAGAAAGCUCUCGUAUUAGAUUCACAUAUUUCACCGAGUACUCUUAUCCUUUUCACAUAAUUAUUAACAAAACCUUGGAUUACUCAGAUAUAAAAGUUCAAGAAUCCAUAGAAAAUCUCUUAAAAAAAUUCGAGCAACAUCCCCAUGUGGCAGAAGAGCAAAACACUGUAUCGUGGUUAAAGUUUUAUAAGGAGUUUCAGAACAAUCCUGUCGCGAAAUUCUCGUUAGAUGGUUACAACAUGUCGAACAAACAUGAUUUCAUCGAUGGUCUUCGUAAUGUCUUCUUCAAACUGCACGCAGCCAAGUCACUGUCAAAUGAUGUCGUCUUUAAUAGCGAUGGAACCGACAUCUUAUAUAGUAGAUUCUUCGUUAUGGGAAAAAAUUUGAAUUCUUCACAAAUAGAGAGAGAUACGUUGAAAGAAUUAUGGGAAAUUGCCGAAAAAUCUGAAAUUCCUGUUUUGGUGCACUGUAUUAAAUCGAGUAUAAUUAACCAAGGUAUAAUCAUAGAAUAUACAAUUUACCAAUUGUUUUGGAUUACGGCUGCUUUACUAACUAUAAUUUACUUCCUAAUGGUACCAAACUUGUUAGUUGCCCUUAUUGUGUCCAUUUGUGUUGUUUCUUCAAUAUUAGAAACAUUGGGUUACAUGUCAUUGUGGGGCGUAAAUGUGGAUAUAUUCUCUAUGAUGAAUCUAAUUUUGUGUGUUGGAUUCAGUGUGAAUUACCCUUGUCACAUGUCUUAUGCUUAUAUAACGUCCUCCGAGAAGAGAGCGAACGAGAAAAUGAGAGAUUCUUUGUAUCGUAUUGGGUUUUCUGUAAUACAAGGCUCUCUGUCCACGGGUCUAGGAAUAUUGAUUUUGUAUUCUGAUGUAUAUUUUCUGUCGACAUUUGUGAAAAUUGUAGUACUUAUUGCUGUAGAAACGGCAUUUCAUGCAUUGAUUUUUAUACCUGUGGUUUAG